This is a messenger RNA of Nicotiana attenuata, 511 nucleotides long. RefSeq names its product non-specific lipid-transfer protein-like. Gene Ontology annotation, molecular function: lipid binding. The transcript has 2 exons. Gene Ontology annotation, cellular component: membrane. NCBI's taxonomy places the organism in Eukaryota, Viridiplantae, Streptophyta, Magnoliopsida, Solanales, Solanaceae. The coding region runs from base 1 to 345 and encodes 114 amino acids. The record is from RefSeq and is a predicted model, not a curated record. Gene Ontology annotation, biological process: lipid transport.
AUGACAAACGUGCAAAUAUUGGCUUUGGUUACACUGGCUCUAAUUUUAAGCCAAACAAAAGCAGAUACAAUUAAAUGUGUUGAUCUUAUACUACAAGCAGUCCCUUGUCAAGGAUUUUUGCUAAGUCAAGGUGUAACACCAAGCCAAGAGUGUUGUGUUAUACUGCAAGAUUUGAGUAGAGAUGCUGCUGCCUCCCAACCAAAUCGUCAAGCUAUGUGCCAAUGCUUCAAAGCUGCUACGCUAACUUUCCCUAUAGAUAUUCAGAAAGCUGAGAGACUUCCUCAGCUUUGCAACUUCACUAGCACUAUUCCCAUUGAUCCCAAUGUUGAUUGUUCCAAGGUUUGAAAGAAGUAUAAAACCAUCAAAAAGUAGAAGAAAUACAAUCCUGUGAUGCCUUCUGAUAGGAAAUGUCAUUUCCUUCUCCAGCAAUUUGCCAUUCUAUUUUAAAUAAAAGACUGUCUAUUGAAUAACUACCUCUGUCUUCAGUAAUGAAACUCUCUACUUUUGUGCA